Hemiscyllium ocellatum (epaulette shark) is the source of this 7518-nucleotide messenger RNA. RefSeq names its product protocadherin 19 (gene pcdh19). Gene Ontology annotation, cellular component: plasma membrane. The coding region runs from base 310 to 3603 and encodes 1097 amino acids. The record is from RefSeq and is a predicted model, not a curated record. Gene Ontology annotation, biological process: homophilic cell-cell adhesion. The transcript has 4 exons. Gene Ontology annotation, molecular function: calcium ion binding. NCBI's taxonomy places the organism in Eukaryota, Metazoa, Chordata, Chondrichthyes, Orectolobiformes, Hemiscylliidae.
GUGAAGUGAGUGCUGUUGCAAAAAGGGACAGCGGAGGUUUCCGAGGGUGCAUUGCAACGGUGGCAACUCGAAAUCCCAUCUCCUUUUGAAAGGGGAGGGAUAUUUUCAAGGUGAACUCAAAAGUGUUUGCGUGUCUUAUUUAUAUUUUUCGUCCCUCCCUUUUUUUUUGCAUCUCCGUUCGGUUUUGGCGAGAGGACCAAGUGUGAGGACCCAGAGAGAGAGAGAGAGCCUUCGCAUGAUGACUGGGAGCUGUGGGCAGUGAAAUCCAGGGCAUUUUAUUUUUUUUAUCAACAGGUUCCCUGAGCGGGGAUGGGUUGGUUGCUAGCGCCGCUGUUCGCCCUGCUCCUGUGGGCUCGGGCUGCCGCCGCCGUGGUCAACCUGAAAUACUCGAUCGUGGAGGAGGAGAGAGCGGGCACGGUGAUCGGCAACAUCGCCAAGGACGCCGGCUUGUCCACCUGGGAGCAGACGGUGCCCCUGUUCCGCGUCCUCUCCAACUCGGCGCCUCACCUGGUGGAGAUCAACCCGCUGACCGGCUUGCUGGUGACCAAGCAGAAGAUCGACCGCGACCUGCUGUGCCGCCAGAGCGCCAAGUGCCUGAUCUCGCUGGAGGAGAUGGUCAACUCCAUGGAGAUCUACGUGAUCAAGGUGGAGAUCGUGGACCUGAACGACAACUCGCCGAGCUUCCCCGCCGAGCGGAUCGACCUGGAGAUCUCGGAGACGGCGAGCCCGGGCACCCGCAUCCCGCUGGAGAGCGCCUACGACCCGGACGCCGGCCAGUAUGGGGUGCAGAGCUACCGGCUCAGCCCGAGUGAGCUGUUCGCGCUGGAGAUCAAGAGCCGCGGGGACGGCUCGCGCUUCGCCGAGCUGGUGGUGGAGAAGCCGCUGGACCGCGAGCGCCAGUCCCGCUACAGCCUGCAGCUGAGCGCGGUGGACGGCGGCGAGCCGCCGCGGGUGGGCAGCACCCAGCUCAACAUCCGAGUGAUCGACUCGAACGACAACUACCCGCGCUUCGAGCGGGCCGCCUACACGGUCAGCGUGCUGGAGAACGCGCCGCUCGGCUCCCUGGUCACCGAGCUGAAGGCGUCCGACCCGGACGAGGGCAGCAACGGCCAGGUCGUCUACUCGUUCAACAGCUACGUGCCCGAGCGGACCCGCCAGCUCUUCGCGCUCGAGCCCCGCACCGGCGCGCUCACCGUCCGCGGCGACAUCGACUACGAGGAGGGCACCGUCUACGAGAUCGACGUCCAGGCGAAGGACCUGGGGCCGAACUCCAUCCCGGCUCACUGCAAGGUCACCGUGCACGUGGUGGACGUCAACGACAACGUGCCGGUGAUCAGCCUGUUCUCGGUCAACAGCGGCACGGUGGAGGUCAGCGAGGCCGCGCCGCCCGGCUACGUGAUCGGCCUGGUGCGGGUGUCCGACCGCGACUCCGGGCCCAACGGCCGCGUCCGCUGCCAGCUGCUGGGCGAGCCGCCGUUCCGCCUGCAGGAGUACGAGAGCUUCUACACGGUGCUGGUGGACGGCCGCCUGGACCGGGAGCGGCGGGACCUCUACAACCUGACGGUGCUGGCCAAGGACGGCGGCUCGCCCUCGCUGCAGUCCUCGCGCUCGUUCGGCGUCAGGGUGAGCGACGAGAACGACAACCCGCCGGUGUUCGCGCAGCCCGUCUACCAGGUGAUGGUGCAGGAGAACAACACGCCCGGCUCCCACCUGCUCUCGGUGUCCGCCCGCGACCCCGACCUCGGCUCCAACGGCACCGUCUCCUACCAGGUCGCCCCGUCCCAGGUCAAGGACAUGCCGGUCUUCACCUACGUCUCCAUCAACCCGACCUCGGGCGACGUCUACGCCCUGCGCUCCUUCAACCACGAGCAGACCCGCUCCUUCGAGUUCCAGGUGCUGGCCCGGGACGGCGGGGCGCCUCCGCUGCAGAGCAACGCCACGGUCCGCGUGCUGGUGCUCGACGUCAACGACAACGUGCCGCUCAUCUCGGCGCCGCCGCUGGUCAACGGCACCGCGGAGCUCUACAUCCCGCGCGGGGUGCCCGCCGGCUACCUGGUCACCGUGCUCAGGGCGGACGACUACGACGACGGCGACAACGGCCGCCUGAGCUACGAGAUCGCGGAGGGGGCGCGCGGGCACUUCCACGUGGGCGCGGCCAACGGCGAGAUCCGCACGAGCCGCCGCUUCGCCGACGGCGCCGACACCACCUACGAGCUGGUGGUGGUCGCCCAGGACCACGGCAAGCCCGCGCUCUCCUCCACCGCCCUGAUCGUGGUGUACCUGUCGCCCGCCCUGGACGCCCAGGAGUCCGGCGGCUCCCUCAACCUCUCGCUGAUCUUCAUCAUCGCCCUGGGCUCCAUCGCCGCCAUCCUCUUCGUCACCAUGAUCUUCGUGGCGGUCAAGUGCAAGCGGGACAACAAGGAGAUCAGGACCUACAACUGCAGGGUGGCCGAGUACUCCUACGGGCAGCAGAAGAAGCCCAAGAAGAAGGGCAAGAUCAGCAAGAACGACAUCCGCCUGGUGCCCAGGGACAUGGAGGAGACCGACAAGAUGAACGUGGUCAGCUGCUCCUCCCUCACCUCCUCCCUCAACUACUUCGACUACCACCAGCAGACUUUGCCCCUGGGGUGCCGCAGGUCGGAGGCCACCUUCCUGAACGUGGAGAACCAGAACUCGAGGAACGCCGCCGGCAACCACGUGUACCACACCUUCACCAGCACCCAGAGCUCCCAGCAACAGCCAGAUCUCAUCAUCAACGGCAUGCCACUGCCAGAGUCAGAAAACUACUCCAUCGAAUCAAGCUAUGUAAACAGCAGACAGCACCUUAUUAAAAGUAGUUCCACAUUCAAGGACCUGGAAAGAAACAGUCUCAAGGACAGUGGACAUGAAGAAAGUGACCAGACUGACAGCGAGCAUGAUGCGCAUCGGGGCCUGUAUUGCGACACAGCUAUCAAUGAAGUGCUAAAUACAACUCUCAAUUCCACUGGUUCUCAGGUACCUGAUCAAGAUCAGAACGAACAUUUUACCUGCAUAGAAGAAUGCCGGAUUUUAGGUCACUCAGACAGAUGUUGGAUGCCUCGGGUGGCAGUAGCAAGCCGUGCCAAAUCACCUGACCAUGGAAAAAAUGUUAUUGCGCUGUCGAUAGAAACCACCAGUGUGGACUCUGAACCCUAUGAAAAUGGCAGUUCAAAGAGAACUUUUGCAACUUUUGGCAAAGACCCCAGGGAUCGCAUCGCUGAGAAUGAUAAAACAGAUUUGAAAGGAAAGAGGACAUUUGAUCUACCCAUCUGUAGUCCCAAAGUGAAUGGUUCAGUCUCCAGCAGCCAGGAAACAAGUAAUGGUAUUGACAUUUCAAGUCCUGCUAGCACACCUGUGCAUUUGGGCAGCCCCUUGUCUAACAGGCCUGCGGUCACGUACUCUGUGAUGCACUGCCCAAUAACAUGUGAUCUCGACCGACCUGUCAAUCAGACCUCCUCACAUCUGUCAGAGCCAGGAUCCAGGGAAGCAGACUCAGAGCACGUCCAAGAGAUCAACCACCUCCUGCAUGAUUGCAGGGAAAAGGACUCACCGGGCAUUAAACGAAUACAGGACAUUGUGCUGUGAUCACUGGGCACCACCCAUAAUCCAGAUAAAUAUUAACACCUUGACAGUUUUUUUUUGCCUUCCUUCGGUUUCAAGUAUGGCUCUAUUUAAAUGCUUUUUUAAAAUCUAAGUGUACUUUUUCAUUACCUUUUAUGAUUAUUUUUUUCAUUGGCAUAGACAGAGUAGGGAAACGCUUAGCAUUUGAGCUCCCGUGCAAUUCCAAAGUCAAAUUAAUCCAAAUUGGAUCAGAUUAGAUCAAACUACAUUCAUCCAAAUGCAAUUGUUUCCGAUGCAUCGGAGAGUAUUCUGUGCAGGCCAGUAUAAGUCAUAGCAAGCUUCACAUUGUAACUGUGGUAGAUGUGGUUUGCACCUUCAGGAGCUGCGUUGAGAGGACUGUUCAACCUCAUGUUCAUUUUCAAAAAUCCAGAAAGUAAAAUGAGAAUUCAAAGUUCUCCAACUACAUUGCUUAUUCCAGUUUUGUAAGGCAAGCCAUCAUAAGCGUACAUCCCACAAAAAUAUUAUAGCUUGAGGUGUGUUAGUGGCAUUAUACUGUUUUUGUUGAGUGGAUUCUUGUUCAUAGUCUUCCUGUAUAAAGUGGGUGACGGUCAUUGUGCAACUUGUAAAAGUACAGUAGAACUGACUCAAAUACCCAAUAUCACCCCUACCACCCCUUCUUAAUCCUGACGUGUAACUCAAAGGUCUGAGACUAAAUGUUCUGUAACAGAACGCUAUUCUUUCUCAAUAGAGGGAUACCCCUCUAGGUUGCAGUAUGAGGUGUGAAACAUGUGGAAGUGACCGCACCACACAUGAAUGGUGAAUUGUGUUCCAUGUAAUCAGGUGCCCAUGUUCUAUAAAUAGCCCUUGACUCUGUUAGCCAUAAUUACGCUCACGAUACAAGGGAUAUGCUGAGAAAUAUCAGCAGUCUCACUUUAUAAAUAAGAAUUUUAUAUUGAUGUAGUAAUAAAUGUAAAAACGUUGAUUGUUUGCAUAGGUACAGAGGCAAAAUGGUACCCAUUCCAGUGAAGGAGUCUGAUAUAUUCUGUUGGUGUGGCACGUUGCUGAGCUUCUUUGUGUCUUGAAGUACGUGACAUCCUACCAUUUGCAGGGCUGAACUUAAGUUAGAAAUAAUUCUAUUGGAAUAAUUAUUAAAGUGGAUUUGAUCAUCAUGGAAAUGAUCCAUGUACUAUUUAAAUGCUUUAAAACUCUUUUAAAUAUUUAUUAAAAAUUUAAAAUCAUCCAACAAUGGCAAUAUCUUUUCAUCAAAAACAAUUCCCUUCAGUUAAGCUGGCAGGGUAUCUUAUGGCCAAAGCAUGUACAGAAUACCCUUUCAGAGGAUAUGAGUCUUCUUUUUAAAUUUGUUUUGUUUCUUUUUUGUCAUGAAUUUCCUAUUUUCUGAAUUAUCAUUUCAUUCGCACCCAGCGAAUGAGGCACAGUCCCACACAAGGCUGACCACCACUAGUUCUAUCACACUACACUUUGAAAACUUUGCUUCAGCUUGUCGAUGUUUGUAAAUCUGAAAUUACAAACAGAAAUUUGCAAUAAUUGGUUUAUUUUUUUAAACAUUUGUCCAAGUCGCAAUCUGCUAGGUCUACUGUUUUAUAAAUGUUCACUCGUUCACUGAAAUAACAACCUAAGAUGACUUUUACAGGACAAGCUUUUUGCCACGUUGGCCUGUUGAUAUUUGGGAUUAGUUAAGGAAGGAUCAAUAGGUUAUAUAAUUAAAAAGUAGGCCUUAUGAUCACAACUGGUAUAAGUUGUGCCUUCAAGCUGUAUGACUUUGUAAUACCCAGUGAUGAGUAGAUCAUUAAUGUAUGUUCUGAAGUGUAUAGUUGACAGGUCAUGAUAUUUUGGGUGGUGUGGAUAAAGGGAGGAGUUAUUAAAAAGGAAAUUGUAAAUAAAAGAAUCUAAAGGGACUAGCAGCUGCCGUCCCUCAAUUUGUGCCUGUUGUUACAAAUUUUGAUCAUUGUUAAAUCUCCAGAACAAGUCCCAAGUUUUCUAAGGAUUUGUUCUUUUGACACUGUCUGCUGUUGAAGUCUCAACUGUCAUAGUGUUAAUAUUUGUAAAUUUGAGUACAUUCAGGGUGGCCAUUCAUUGCUAAUGUGUUUAAUAAGAUGUUCUGCAAGACUGAUCCCCAUGUUUGCGAUCAGUUGUAAAUCUUUGAAAGAGCUCAAAAACCUGCAGCAAGGAUACAACAGCAAAUAAACCACAGAGACUAGAGCAGCAUAAGAGAGUCCCACUGGCUGCCUCCGUGUUUCUAGUCCCAAACUCCCAACAGAGACGAACAAUCAAAAACCUAUUUCCAGUGUGUACAAGAAGGUUUAUCAGUUUAGAGGCAGGUCACUUGGAUUCCCAGCAACCAUCAUAAGGUCAAUCAGUUGCAAUUCUUCACACAGCGCUUUGCAGAGGAGUGAACUGCUGAGCCAUUUUUGCCUUUGAGAGCAUGUCCAACUCAACCUGCCACUAACUGCAGUACUCAACUUUCAAAAAGCAACAUUUAGUAUCAUCCAGAAAGGAAUGGAGGUGGCUCAUAACGCAGGCAAAAUGGAGCAAUACAGAAACCUGGCAACAAAGAAAUCACCGAGCAUCAGUGAGCGAGUUGAGAGGGAGGAGUAGCUGUGGGAGGUCUACCUGACCUGAUGGCUUUCUGAAUGACAUAUCGUGUUGACCAAAUGCAAAAGAAUGAUCAUGGAAAACUAAGGAAGGAGCAGUUAAGUUUUGGGAAACUUCUACAGCUUGCCUACUGCUUGCAAAACUCUAAUUAAUAUAAUUCCUACAUUGUUUUGAGUAGUUUGUUUUUUAUAAGUGCAAUAUACACCAGACCCAAUGUCUGUUGAUCUUUAUCUCUGUAGUUUUUCUACCAGGUUUCUCACUAUUUCCAUCCAUUCAGUAGUCCAUUCUGUAGUAGUGCUAACUAAUUCACAACAUGCAACUCUUUUCCUUUGCUUGUUUCAAUCUGAAGGUCUUUUGAAUAAAGACAUGUAAUUUGUUAAAGAUUUGAUGAAUUGGGCUGUCUCCAUCAUUUUUAAAGAUGGCCAACAUCUUUUAAUUGGAAUAUACUAUUUUAUAUUUAAGAUUCUGGCAGGCAUAAUGUAGAUGGAGAGGGCUGAAGUGCAAAAAUGAAUGAAGUGAGAACAGUUUUCCUGGUUAACCCUUUGAGGACUACAGUAACUAUAUGUUGCAUUAGUGAUGGUGGUGGGUUCGGGGCAAUUUUUUAAGAAAACAAAUAUAGUAUUAGAUUAUUCUGCUUUUCCAGAGAAUAUUGUCCAUGAAGAAAUGUUCUUGUGUUUGUGAAGUUAUUGUAACUCACCUGUAUGAACAUAGCUAUAUUCCUCCAAAUUAAAUUCAGUGUUAUAGAUGUGGGAACAAAAGUUUGUCAGUGCUUUGCAAAAGUAUAAAAGGAAGCCCAGUUCUCAGAGGGUUACACUUGUAUCAUUCGCUAAUACCAUCCCCACUCCCCCCCAACCUCCCAGUUGUCUUGGUGGCAUUUCACAAAUUAAUAUCUGUUAGUGAUGAUUGCUUUAUGAUUGGCUAAACAGGCUAUUUCAGUAAAUAAGCUAUUGUCAGAGAUUUAAACAUGUUGAAAUUUGCUCUCACGAAACAAAAACUUAAUUAUAGAAUGGAACCACAGUCAGCUAUCGUCAGAAGCAGACAGAUGUGCUGCUAUAGUUGAAGCACAGAGAAAGAUAACAGUCUUUCAUCUAAGUUCACAGAGUUGCCAUUCAGAAGCAUCUGAUAACACCACACACACUGGUCAUUUGCCAAAAAAAAGCUCAAUGGGAGCUUACAGCACGGACUGUUUUACCAGAUUAUCUGUCAAACAUUGUGUGAAAUGAUAAGAUAAUGCUGUAUAUGCAUAUAUGUUAUGUACAUUUUCACAGUGAAUGGUUCAUUGUAAAAUAAGAACCACAUUUCUGUAUAUUUUAUGAUAAUAUAAAG